Molecule: messenger RNA, 2224 nt
Organism: Jaculus jaculus (lesser Egyptian jerboa)
Lineage: Eukaryota; Metazoa; Chordata; Mammalia; Rodentia; Dipodidae
Product: general transcription factor IIH subunit 1-like
Biological process (GO): transcription by RNA polymerase II; transcription by RNA polymerase I; nucleotide-excision repair
Cellular component (GO): transcription factor TFIIH holo complex; transcription factor TFIIH core complex
Source: RefSeq, a predicted model, not a curated record
AUGCAAGCCCUGGUGUCAGGUGUUUAUAAUUCUAACAGUGAGGAGGAAGACACAGAAUUCACACAGUGGGAAAUUCAUUGUGGAGGAAUGUGGGUUCCUGGGUUCCUGCUCCGGGGAGCUGGUCAUGGUCACCCCAAAGGCACCCAGACAACCAGGGGGCAUAAAGGUCAAUCAGGAGUAGCUAAAUUCUGGGGCAAGUCCCAGAAAAGUACUAGAAACCCGGAAGAAACUCAUCUGUCUUGCUCUCACAUGCUGUGGCUGGGGCAGCUCUCCAAGAGGCGGUGGCGAGGGCUGUGGCCGCUCGGUGUCUUCCUCCUGCCCGCAGCGGCUCUGAGCAGCGUGGCGGAGGUGGACCCAACGGAACUCAGCCGCUCGCUCCCCGCUGGAGGCUGGGACUCCAACCCGCACUUUCUAGCCAUCAUAGCAACUUCGUCUGAAGAAGUUUUGCUGAUUGUAAAGAAGGUACGUCAGAAGAAGCAGGAUGGAGCUCUGUACCUCAUGGCAGAAAGAAUUGCUUGGGCACCUGAAGGCAAAGAUAGAUUUACAAUCAGCCAUAUGUAUGCAGAUAUUAAAUGCCAGAAAAUCAGUCCAGAAGGAAAAGCUAAAAUUCAACUUCAGCUGGUCCUGCAUGCAGGGGACACAACUAACUUUCAUUUUUCCAAUGAAAGCACAGCAGGAAAAGAAAGAGAUGUGGUGAAGGACCUUCUACAGCAGCUACUGCCCAAAUUCAAGAGGAAAGCAAAUAAAGAGCUGGAAGAGAAAAACAGAAUGCUCGAAGAAGACCCUGUUUUGUUCCAGCUUUAUAAUGACCUAGUUGUAAGUCAAGUUAUCAGUGCUGAGGAAUUCUGGGCCAGUCGUUUAAACGUGAAUGCAACAGAUAGUUCUUCUACGUCCAAUCUCAAGCAGGAUGUUGGCAUCUCUGCAGCUUUUCUGGCUGAUGUCCGGCCCCAAACAGAUGGCUGUAAUGGUUUGAGAUAUAAUCUAACUUCUGAUAUCAUUGAGUCCAUAUUUAGGACCUAUCCAGCAGUAAAAAUGAAAUAUGCAGAAAAUGUUCCCCAUAACAUGACAGAAAAGGAAUUCUGGACACGUUUUUUCCAGUCCCAUUAUUUUCAUAGAGACCGGCUAAAUACAGGGUCAAAGGAUCUCUUUGCAGAAUGUGCCAAGAUAGUUGAAAAAGGAUUAAAAACAAUGGUUUCAUUAGGAGUGAAAAAUCCACUGCUAGAUUUGACAGCUUUGGAAGAUAAACCAUUAGAUGAGGGCUAUGGCAUUUCCCCUGGGCCAUCAACUUCCAGUUCUAAAUCCAUAAAGGAGAAUAGUAAUGCUGCCAUCAUCAAGAUGUUUAACCACCACAGUGCCAUGGUCCUGGCAGCAGGUCUCAGGAAACAACAAGCACAAAAUGAACAAAAUGGUGAGCCCAGCGGCAUGGACGGAAAUUCCGGAGAUGCAGACAGCUUUCAGCCACCAGUCAAAAGGGCAAAGUUACAAGAGUCCAUUGAAUAUGAACACUUGGGAAAAAAUAACUCCAUAAAAACAAUUGCACUUAACCUCAAAAAGUCAGAUAGGUAUUACCAUGGUCCUACCCCAAUCCAGUCAUUACAGUAUGCAACGAGUCAGGACAUUAUUAAUUCUUUCCAAAGUAUUAGACAAGAAAUGGAGGCUUAUACACCCAAGUUAACUCAGGUUCUUUCAAGCAGUGCUGCUAGUGGUACCAUUGCGGCACUGUCCCCUGGAGGAACACUUAUGCAGGGAGGGACACAGCAAGCCAUAAACCAGAUGGUGCCAAAUGAGUCUGAACUGAAACACUUGUAUGUGGCUGUUGGAGAACUGUGGCAUUUCUGGUCCUGCUUUCCUGUUAAUACACCAUUCCUAGAAGAAAAGGUAGUGAAAAUGAAGAGUAAUUUGGAAUGGUUCCAGGUUACAAAGCUCUGUCCAUUCCAAGAAAAAAUUGGGAGGCAAUAUUUAAGCACAAAUUUGGUGAGUCACAUAGAAGAGAUGCUCCAGACAGCCUACAACAAGCUCCACACAUGGCAGUCACGGCACCUGAUGAAGAAGACGUGAGGUGUCCCUGGUGCUCACAGGUUUUGUGAGAUUGAGAAAACUAUGACCUGCAGUGACUCUGAAACUGGCCUGACAGACAUGCAGAUGCUCACAAAAAAAGAAACAUCUGCAGCAUGCCCACUCCCAGAGCUGACGCUAUUGUACUUGCACAUUAGGGACUGAAAGG